This is a messenger RNA of Cuscuta europaea, 447 nucleotides long. The record is from the annotation of a GenBank genome assembly. NCBI's taxonomy places the organism in Eukaryota, Viridiplantae, Streptophyta, Magnoliopsida, Solanales, Convolvulaceae.
AUUUUUUAUGGAUGGAAGAUCUGCACCAAGACGUCAUUGAGCCUCUCGUGAAGCACGUUGAUGAACUACAUAAAAUAAAUACCUUAAAUGACAAGGUUAAAGAAUUGGAACUCAAAUUGAGAGAGUUUGAAGAAAUGAUAGUUUUAGAUUCCAAUAAAAGAAAUCUAAUGAAGGAAGAAAUUCAACAAGUAAAGAUUGCAUAUGCUCACAUGGAAUCUCAAAAACCUAUCUCCAAAAACAACAAUUGGAGGGGCAAAUGGAUGGAUGUUCUCAUGACUAUAUCUAAAUGUCAUCAAUACUCACAAUAUACAUUAAAAUAUCAAAGUCUCUUACAAAAUGACUAAAACAUUGUAUGACUCCAAAAGAUUAAGUUUCAAUAACAUGUAUGGUUCCAAAAUAUCUUAAAAAUCUUGAACAUAUAUCCAACCUUCAAUUUUUGAACUCCAA